This is a messenger RNA of Anolis carolinensis (green anole), 10471 nucleotides long. RefSeq names its product pleckstrin homology, MyTH4 and FERM domain containing H2 (gene plekhh2). Lineage: Eukaryota; Metazoa; Chordata; Lepidosauria; Squamata; Anolidae. The transcript has 30 exons. The record is from RefSeq and is a predicted model, not a curated record. Gene Ontology annotation, cellular component: cytoplasm; cytoskeleton. The coding region runs from base 3032 to 7513 and encodes 1493 amino acids. Gene Ontology annotation, biological process: negative regulation of actin filament depolymerization. Gene Ontology annotation, molecular function: actin binding.
UAAGUCAGAAUAAAUUUCACACUCUUCCGUGUGUAAAAUUUCAUUAUAGAGUCACUGAUGGCUCCAUUUCCAUCUGGGUGAUAUCUUUAAAUCCAGCUUCCUUUCUAUUUUGUACCAUGACAGCAUGUACCUUAUCCAGUUAUUUGAUACAUUUAUGCAAAGUAUGAGUCUACCAGAUAUGUUAUGUCUUGAAAGUAAAAUGUGAAAAUGAAGACUUUUCCAUAAAAAUGCUUUAGUUUCAUCCAGGAUUGAUUACUGCAAUGCACUCUACAUGGGGCUGCUUUUGAAGACGGCUCGGAAACUGCAAUUAGUGCAAAGGCUGGCAGCCAGAUUGCUAACCGGGGCUGCUUAUAGGGAGCAUACUAUGCCUCUAUUGAAGCAGCUCCACUGGCUACCAACAAGUUUCCAGGCCCAAUUCAAUUACCUAUAAAUCCCUGUACGGUUUAGGUCCAGCCUGUCUUUGUGACCGCAUCUCUUUUAUGAACUGGCGCUGACUCUUAAGGUCCACCGGGGAGGCACUCUUCUAGGUCCCACCGCUUUCAUAAGUAUGGUUGGUGGGGACGAGGAAGAUGGCCUUCUCGGUGGUAGCCCCAGGCUGUGGAACGCCCUCCCGAGGGAAAUUAGGCUAGCCCCCACCCUCUAAUGUUUUUGGUCCAACCUAAAAACUUGGCUCUUAAACUAAGCUUUCCAGCAGGUAUAGAGCCCAAAAGGUUUAAAUUGUAGACCUGUUGGUGUUCACUAAAAGCACUUGUUUGUUGUUACUCAUUUUAUGUCUAUAAUUACAUGAUGUUUUAUUGAUGUCUGCUUUAGGGUUGAUUGGUUUUAUUGUGGCAUUGAUGAUGUACAUUAUGUUUUCCUUUGAUAUUGAUGUAUUUGUAUUUAUUGCACUCUAUGUAUUGUUACAUUACGAGUGCUUGUGGGGUAAAAAUAAAGUUUAUUAUUAACUGCUAGGCAGUGAUACUAGCCUACUCUAUUCUAGGGGAAUGAAAUAUUUGUUUAUUAUACUUGCAAUAUACGUUAUUAAAGGGCAUGUCAGAGUUGCCUGAAUUAGCAUUUUGUUUAUAAUUGUAACUUUAAAUUCUGACAGACCUCAAUAUACAAUCAUAUAAGGAGUAAACCAGAUUUCCAAAAAGCCAUGCAGAGGAUGUAACUAAUAGUUAAUAAAGACCAGUUUAAAAAUGGGAUAAGCAACAUAAGAGGGAAAAUGUGCGUAGGUUCACAAUGCUGAAUCAGAACACUAGGCAAGCCAAAGUGAUGAACUCAUUUAUUUUUCCCUUGAGGAUUUGAACAAGAGACGGGAAGUCAUUGACUCAUAAGUAAGAUCAUUUACUGUGCAACUGUAAACAGUAUAUAUUGUGCCAGCAAAUAUUUCCAUAGUUCUUCACUUUCUGGAAAAUGCAAAGCAAAUAAUUUUGCUAGAAUUAUAAAGACCAGGACCCGCACACAAAUAGAGGUCAGUCUCAAGGUUUAUGUGAGUGAAAUCAUAUUUGUAUUUUAGUUAAAUGUUAAUUUUCUGGAAUGCUGGAAAAAUCUAUUCUGUUUAUCAUGUUGAUGUCACAUCUGCACAAAUUUUUCCCACAAAACCUCAGAUUUGACCUACAUAGAAGUCCCUGAAAACAAAAAUGCUUGAGACCCUGUUUUGCUAGUAAGCAUUAGCAGGUUUUGUUAAUAAUAACUCUUAAAAUUAUCAAAUUGAUUUUAAUAUGUAUAAAUGGUUUUAAAUAGGAGGGCAUGGAGCAUGAAUAUCUGUAUUAUAAGUGGUGUUCAACACUAGAAUAGACUUAUUGGAGAGUGGUGGAGUCUCCUUCUUUAGAGGUCUUUAAACAGAGGAUGCCUGGGUAUCUUUCAGGAAUGCUUCAAAUAUUUCAGCAUGGUGGGGGACUGGAUUAGAUUAAAUGACCCUUGUGGUCCCAUCCAACUCAAAGAUUUAUAAGUUGUAAUGUCAGCAAGUGUUAAAGUCACAUAAUAUGGUGAAAAUGUAUAUUUCAAGGUACACAGUGGAAUUACUCAUUAAUGGAAAUUUCAUUAUAUGUUUCUAGUAUAUGCAUACUUUCAUGAUUUCUUAGAAAGAAAUCAUAAUUUUGCUUUGUUGCUUUCCAAUAUCUACAAUGAUGUAAGACUCAUUUGCUUUGGUAAAGGUGUAUAGUCUGAAGUCUUAGUUCUCUAAUUUUGACAUUUAUUUUUUUAAAUCACAAAGUUAGUAUAAUCUACUUAUUGGUUCUGUGAGCUAUUCUUAUAAUUUCUUUUAAAAUGAUAACAGUGAUAUGAUGUAAAUACUCUAAUGGACAGUGGAAGAAUAUUUAACUGUUUGACAGUUUUACUAACUGCAUUUGGAAUGUAAUGGGUUUUUUUUAAAGUGACAUUAGGAUCAGUAAUAAUAAAUAGAUGGCACUUCAAAACUUAGCUAUUAUAAAUUGAGUUAUUUUGCAUAAGCUCAUCCCAUUACAAAUUUUAUUGGAAAGCUUUUAGUUUCAUGGGAAACAUAACAAAAGUAUUUUAGCUUUUGCUGCUUUGGCUGAUAUCAGACACUUAUGUAUGUGUUAAAUAUGACCUAUAAAUAGAAUUGAAAUUAAAUAUUUACUUUUGGACUUGAUGCUGUGUUUUAAUAGCCAUGACAAUAGCUUACAUUGUAGAUUAUAACUUGGGAGCAGAUACUAAAACAAUCUGUGUGUAUUUUAUGAGAUAGACACAGAAAGAUAGAUUCAGACAUAGUUUAUCCUCGGACAAUUCUAAUUAAAUGCAUUAAAUGUUAAAGGAUGUAAUACUAAACACAUUUGCUAGAGAAAUAAUCAGCAUGUCAUAUACACCAGCUCCCUUCUGUUCCAGAACCAAAAUUUAAGAGGAAAGUAACAGGCAUUUGGUAUUAUGUAUGAAAGCCAUGGUUGGUGAUGCUAGGACAUACAAAACUACAUUUUUCAGAUAAAACCUCUUGCAUAAGAGCUGACAUAGAUGCUGUUGCUGGAGCAGAGACCAACAACGAGGUGUCCAGCAACUCCGUGAGUGGGAUUAUACUGGAUCAGUUUCAAUUGGUAUGGCAGAGUUCCUAGAACUAGACUGGACAGUAGACUGGAAGGAGAGAUGUGUUGCUUUGGAGUCCCAGCUGAUGAAAUUUCGUCUCCAAGCAAGCAAAAUAAGGGAGUUGCUGGCAGAGAAGAUGCAGCAACUUGAAAAACAAGUUGUUGACGCAGACCGUCAAGCAGAAAAGGCUUUUCAACAGGUUCAGAUUAUGGAAGAGAAACUAAAAGCUGCUAACAUCCAAACCAGUGAGUCAGAGACAAGGUUGUAUAAGAAGUGUCAAGAUUUGGAGAUACUGAUGCAGGAGAAGGAUGACGUUAUACAGAAUUUGGAGCAACAGCUUCUAGACCAGCAAAUAAGAGUACAAGAGGCAAAAAUUAUUGAAGAAAAAGCAGCAAAGAUAAAAGAAUGGGUGACUGUCAAGCUCCAUGAGCUAGAAGUAGAGAAUCAGAACCUACGCAUGAUCAACCAAAACCAGACUGAAGAAAUGAGGCUGCUGCAGAACAAACUGCAAGAACUUCAGGGAAAGAAAUCAGUUCCUUCAACGCAUAAACCUUCAGAAGGCCAGCGACUGAGCAGCUUGACUUUUGGGUGCUUCCUGAAUAGAGCAAGAAGCCCACAACAAGUUCCUAAGCCAGAAGACCCAAACAGCUCUGCAUCAAAGCAAGCUGAACUGAGUGAAGGCAACAGCAAUCUAGAGAAAGAAAACCAGGAAACAUCUUCUGUUGGCCCGACAAUGUAUGGAAAUAAUAGAAAUCUGAAGCCCUUACAACAAAAUGCUUUUAUGUUAGAACAAAGACAAGCAGUAAAAUCAAAAGAUCUAGAUAGUAAUGUGUCAAAGAAUUCCUGCAUUACAGUAAGUGAUUGGAGCUCUGAUGAAGAGGAAGCAAGUAAGAGAAGAUCAAAAUCUAGGUGCGCAUCUACUCUUUCAAGCCACACAUCUGAAGAGGGUACAGGAUACAGCAGAAUUGGGAGUGAAAUGUACUUGACAGCAUCAGAUGACAGCAGUUCUUUUAUAGAAGAAGAGGGUUUCCAAGCUCAAGGAAGUAUGCACAAAAAAUUAUAUUCCUGGCAACAAGGGUCACCAUGGAAAAACCAGAACCAUGUCAUUGGAAAAAGCAAUUUGGAAUCCUUCAGUGACAAGAAAGACCAUGAUAGUUUUUCUGAUGAACUGAAUAAAAAGUUUCAGUCCCACAAGUUGGAUUAUUCCUCUUCUUCUAGUGAGGCCAAUACUCCAAGUCCGAUUCUAACUCCAGCUCUAGCUCCUAAGCAUCCUGCACUGAUGCAGGCAGUGGGCUCUGACAGACAGCUGGAUUCUCCGUCGAAUUUGCCCCCUCCAAAGCUGAGGACUCCGAGUGUCUUUGCUCUAAACGCAGCAUUGGCAAAAAAACAUUUUAGCCAACCAUCUCUAUGUUCAGACAAAAUGUUCGGCAGAAACAGAAAUGCAAUUAGCAUGAUACGUCCCUUCAAGCCUCAGGAAACAGAUAUUGAUCAGGUGGAUGGAGAAGGUACAGAUGUUUUAGAAAAGAUGGAUAUUGACUGUAAUGAUGAACUCUUUACUUAUGAUGCCUGCGAAACUCAAUGUGUAGAAUCCUUUGACUCUGGUGACACAAGGACAACUGCAAACAGCAAGCCUCCUACCCCACCACUGCAUCGAUUCCCCUCUUGGGAAAGCAGAAUUUAUGCUGUAGCCAAGUCGGGUUUACACUUUUCUGAGGCCUUUAGCGUGGAUUCCUUCAGCAAAAGUUCUACUUCUUCAACUUCAUAUUCAUCAUCAGGACUUUAUACAUCAUUAAUAUACAAGAAUGUGACUACACCAGUCUAUACUACUCUUAAAGGGAAAGCAGCACAAAUCAGCAACAACCCAUUUUUAGAUGAUUCAUCGGGGUCUGAAGAAGAAGACAGUUCCCGAUCUAGUUCUCGAACAUCUGAAUCAGACUCUCGAAGCCGAAGUGGCCCAGGUAGUCCACGAGCCAUGAAGCGAGGUGUUUCUCUUUCUUCAGUGAUAUCAGAAGGUGAUUAUGCCAUUCCUCCUGAUGCUUACUCAACUGAUACCGACUAUUCAGAACCAGAACAAAAGCUGCCAAAGACCUGCUCAUUAUCUAGUGAUAACGGGAAAAAUGAACCACUGGAAAAAUCUGGAUAUUUGUUAAAAAUGGGUGGAAAAGUAAAGACAUGGAAACGGCGAUGGUUUGUUCUCAAAGGAGGGGAAUUGCUUUACUACAAAUCUCCGAGUGAUGUAAUAAGAAAACCCCAAGGACAAAUUGAACUAAAUGCCUCCAGUCGCAUUGUGAGAGGGGAUGGAAAACAAACAGUUCAGCUGACUACUGAAAAAAGAACAUAUUACUUGACUGCAGAUUCCCCAAACAUUUUGGAAGAAUGGAUCAAAGUACUGCAGAAUGUUCUUAAAGUUCAGGCUGCAAGUCCACUUUUUAUUCAACCAGAUGUCAAACCAACCAUGAAAGGCUUGCUUACUAAGGUGAAACAUGGAUAUUCCAAGAGAGUGUGGUGUAUGCUAGUGGGGAAAACUUUAUAUUAUUUCCGCAGCCAAGAAGACAAGUUUCCUUUGGGUCAGAUAAAACUUUGGGAGGCUAAAGUUGAAGAAGUUGACCGGUCAUGCGACUCAGAUGAAGAUUAUGAAGCCAGUGGCCGUAGUUUGUUAUCAACACAUUACACCAUUGUGACCCAUCCUAAAGAACAAGGCCCCACUUAUCUGCUUAUAGGAUCCAAGCACGAGAAGGAUACUUGGCUCUAUCACCUGACAGUUGCUGCUGGGAGCACAAAUAUAAAUGUUGGGACAGAGUUUGAGCAGCUUGUCUGCAAACUGUUAAACAUUGAAGGGGACUCUACUUCUCAAAUCUGGAGACAUCCAACUCUCUGUCACAGCAAAGAUGGGAUUACUUCUCCUCUUACAACUCUUCCCUCAGAGGCUUUGCAAACAGAAGCUAUAAAAUUAUUUAAGACUUGCCAGCUGUUUAUAAAUGCUGCAGUGGACUCUCCUGCCAUUGACUACCAUGUGUCCUUAGCUCAAAGUGCUUUACAAGUGUGCCUCACACAUCCAGAGCUGCAGAAUGAAAUCUGUUGUCAAUUGGUUAAGCAGACAAGACGAAGGCAGCCGCCUAAUCAGAUAGGACCAAUUCAGGCCUGGCAGCUUUUAGCGCUCUGCGUUGGACUCUUUCUUCCACAGCAUCCCUUCCUUUGGCUCAUCAAACUUCACUUGAAGAAAAAUGCAGAUUCCAGGACUGAAUUUGGAAAAUAUGCUAUUUACUGCCAGCGAUGUGUAGAAAGAACCCAGCGGAAUGGUGACAGAGAAGCCAGACCUUCUAGAAUGGAAAUUCUUUCCACACUUCUAAGAAAUCCCUACCAUCAUUCAUUACCCUUUAGUGUUCCUGUGCAUUUCAUGAAUGGCAUAUACCAGGUUGUUGGGUUUGAUGCUUCCACCACAGUGGAAGAAUUUCUGAAUACGCUUAAUCAGGAUACAGGAAUGAGGAAACCAGCAGAAUCAGGUUUUGCUUUGUUUACCGAUGAUCCUUCAGGCAAAGAUGUGGAACACUGUCUCCAAGGAAAUAUCAAGAUCUGUGACAUUAUUUCUAGAUGGGAACAGGCAUCCAAAGAACAGCAUCCUGGGAAAUGUGAAGGGACAAGGACUGUAAGGCUUACUUACAAGAACAGGCUUUAUUUUUCGAUGCAAAUUCGUGGAGAGACUGAAAGAGAAAAGUUGCUAUUAAUGUAUCAAACAAAUGAUCAAAUUGUAAAUGGUCUUUUCCCUGUAAACAAAGAUCUGGCACUAGAACUGGCAGCACUUCUGGCACAGGUGGAGAUUGGGGACUUUGAAAGGCCUUUUUCAACUCCAGCAGGACAAAUGACUUCUCCAUCAAAAUCAAAUCAAACUUUAAAACAAGUGAUGGAGAAGUUUUACCCAAAAAGAUAUAGAGAUGGCUGUUCAGAAGAACAAUUAAGACAGCUUUGUCAGCGGCUGUCAACAAAAUGGAUGGCUCUCCGAGGUCACAGUGCUUCAGACUGUGUACGCAUUUAUUUGGCUGUUGCCCGAAAAUGGCCUUUCUUCGGUGCUAAAUUGUUUGCAGCAAAACCUCUGCCAGUAUCAACUUUGGAGAAUACUUUGAUAUGGUUCGCUGUUUUUGAAGAUGGCAUACAUGUCCUUGAAUACACCUCAAUGAAAUUAAUAACAACGUAUUUAUACAAGAACUUGAUGACCUUUGGAGGCUAUCAAGAUGAUUUCAUGCUGGUGGUUAAUAAUGUGCUCACACAAGAAAAGCCAACCAAAAAACUUUUGUUUACUAUGGCCAAACCAAAGAUUCUUGAGAUUACUCUGCUGAUUGCCAGCUACAUUAACAGCUGCCAUCUUCAAAAGGGAUAUGCCCAUCACCUGUCUGCUCCAGCAUCACUGUCUCCACAGGCAGGAAGACAAAAAAGUAAUAUUGGAUGUCAACCAUUUUUGCUGAAGAAUAGGCCAACCAAAGGACCUACUUUGCUAUAAAAAGAUCAGAUACUGUACCUGUGAAAAUGUAUGCUAGUUUAUGUAUUUUCAAGUGGCUACACUGGGAAAGAGGAAUAAUGCUUUGGAAAUAAGAAUGUCAACACACUCUUUUUCCUCCUUUCCUUGUGAUCUAUGUCAGUGCCCCUUAAUUUAUCCACAGAAUUAAAAUGUCUCAAGAAAUAUGUGAAUAAUGAAAAAAAGUGAAUUGUGAAAGCUGUCAGAUAGCAUAAUACUCUUGGUGUUUGUGGGUACCGUCGUUAUAAUCGGAUCAUUCCACAAAGUAUUUCUUUAUAUAUUUGGAACAGUUUCAAGAAGAGAAUGAAGCUUCCAGUUGGUUGGUUAGCAUCCAUGGUAACUUGUUGAAUCUAAAUAAUAUACAUCGUGUUUAUGAACAAAACCUAACCAAGCAAACAAAGGAAAAAUCAGACUCUGCUUACUACCGGUUUGCUUCUUUACACAUUAUUUUACAACAUUAAUACAUGGAAGAGUAACCUCUCUUCCCUCCCCCCAAGUCACAGAGUAUUGAAAUACCAAAUCAUGAGAUUUCAGCCUCUUUUGACACAUACCUAAAUUAAUGUGAAAUGCUUUAAUUAAAGUUACACUUAGUGUUUAAGUUCUUAGGUAAAAUCUUGGGUUUUUAUGUUCAUGUUCUUAGAGAGUACCUCAUCUUCUUUUUUCCAUCUACUCUUCUUGCUUUUUAAAUCUAGUCUUUUAGACCUGGGUUUCUUAUACUGUGGGUCACAACCCCAAAUGGGGUCAGUUUAGUUCAGAGUUUCUCAAACUGUGCUCCUCCAGUUUUGGACUUCUGAUCCCACAAUUCCUAACAGCUGGAGGAGCAGAUUUUGAAAAAAAUUGCCUUAGCUCAUAAUUGGAAUCCUACAAAACUUCUCUGAACGCCACCUAGUGGCUGUUUUAGACAUUUACAGUGCAGUAUUUACGGUGGACUGCAGAAUAUCUAUGUAUUUAUAUUCAAGAUAACAUUUCCAGUGUGUUCACAAUAUUAUCUUUGAUUUGCUGUUCUUUAAGGUGCUACUUGACUCUUCAGUGUCUUUGAAGUAUCGCUUUAAAAAAUUUUCACAGAAUUUUGCAUCCAUCAUGUUUGCUGCUUGUCUCAAUGGAGACUAAUUGUGGUACACAAAUACAUUUUUAUAGAGCUAGAGUUUAUUUUAUUUAUUUUUACCCUGCCCUUCUCACCUGUAGGGACUCAAGGCGGCUUACAACAGUCGGCAAUUUACAUUGCCCAGAACACAUUCAAUAACAAUAACAAAAUCAAUAAACAUUACAACAAUACCACAUCAAUUAAAAAUUCUAUUAAAACAUGAAUUAUAAAAUUUUAAAAUGCAUAUGUAGUUAGAUUAAAUAAUGUGAUAUCACUAAUGGUACAGAUUUAACUUACUCAUUUUAAAGUUGUAUCAUGCAAAACCUCAAUCACACCCUCAUCCUGACUCUGUAAAAGAGAACUGCAUUAUAAUUAGCAUAUUUCUUUUAUUCUAAGGCACACAUUUCCCCCCUAUAAAUAUCUCUAACAACGAGAUGUGUCUUAGAAUUGUGGGUGCAUAUAUAUAUAGCUUUUUUCCUUUUGGUGGUACUGAAAUUAGUGUGUGUCUUACAACUGAUAGUAUUAUUGUUAUGUUUAUGACCUACCUUUUGCCAACCUCAGGACUUAAGGCAGGUUACAAAAACUAAAACAAUUACAUAUUAAAUAAUAAUGUGCAAAAAGUAAAAAACAAACAAACUACCCUAUCAACAGAAUGAGAAUCCCCUUAAAAGCAUUAUAUUAAAAAGAAACAAAAGUUGUUGUUGUGUGCCUUCAAGUUAUUUCCUACAAAAACAUGGACUUUUCUUGACAAGGUUUGUUCAGAGUGGGGCUUCCAUUGCCUUUCUCUGAGAUUGAGAGAAUGUGAGUUGCCGAAGGCCACACAAUGGGUUUCCAUGGCUGAUUAUUCAAACCCAUUUCUUCCAGAGUCCUUGUCCAACACUCAAACCACUAUAACACACUAACAGUAUGGCACACUAUUAAAUGCCUUUCCCCAUAAACAGGCAGGGUUUAAAAGUCUUGUAAAAAUAAUCUUCACUUGCCAACAUAAGGACACCAUGGAAGGAAUUUCUAGAAUGUGAGUUCCAGAGCUAAAUCACAGCCAUGGAAAAGGCUCUCCUGCAUUUCCACAUAGGGUGCAUUUACAAUGCAGUUUGAACCCACUUUAAUUGCCAGGCUCAGGGAUAUGGAACCCUGGAAGUUGUAGUUCUUUAGCCUUUUUGCCAAUGAUUGCUGGUGCCUCCCCAAACUACAACUCCCAGGAUUCCAUAGUAAUGAGCCAUUGCAGUUAAAGUGGUGUCAAACUGCAUUCAUUCUACAAUGUAGAUGCACCCCCUGUGAGGGUAGUGGAACAGAAAAGUAAUAAUCAGAAGACCUCAAAGCCCAAGCAGACUUGUAUGAGGGAAUAUUAUCUUUCAUAUAAGCAUGAUAAGGACCAGAUAAACGGACUUCUAUAUCACAUGGUAGAUCAGUAUAAACUGGAUGCACAACAAUAAGGGUAUAUCUAGACAUCCAUCCAGAUACCUAUCUCUACUUCAUUAUUAGCAUGUACAUCAACAUACAAUUGCAAUUAGUGAUAGAUAAAUAUUUUUUUUUAUUUCUACAAUUGAAUAAUCAUUUUUAUUUCUACAAACAAAAGACUGUGAGAUCUGCACCAGUGAUGGUUACAGGAAAGCUGUUCACAUAAAUAAUAAAUUUUAUGUGUAAUCCAUAAAUGUUGAAUUCCUGACAAAUUAAAAUGCCUUGUUUAAUAAACCUAAUAAAUAUUUCAUGGAAGGAAACUGUUCUUCAAACAAACAAAAUAACUAUAGAACAUUAAUUUAUGUAUAGAUUAUUUGUAUUUAUUUUGUGGAUAUUUACCAAAUUUUUGUAUAUUGUAUUUUUAUAUGACCAUUUAGUAAAUAAAUACGUUAUCAAAGAAA